Molecule: messenger RNA, 2152 nt
Organism: Lemur catta (Ring-tailed lemur)
Lineage: Eukaryota; Metazoa; Chordata; Mammalia; Primates; Lemuridae
Gene: TRIM63
Product: tripartite motif containing 63
Exons: 9
Coding region: 527-1597 (356 amino acids)
Molecular function (GO): zinc ion binding
Source: RefSeq, a predicted model, not a curated record
GGCUCCUUGUCUUGGGAGCUGCCAGGACUCCGGAGCAGGGGAUGGAACUGAUUUUGGCCAGUGAGAGGGCAUUGGCUGUUAAGCCCUUGAAUCCCGGUGGCCCAUUUGCUGGGUCCCCUCCCUGACUCACUAGCCAGGUGUGGGGGGAGACCAAUUUCUCGAGGAAACUCUGGGUCCCCAGCCCUUGCCUAAGCCUGCCUCUGAACAAGCUGUCCUUGUUUACGACCCCCGUCGGGGGGACAGUGAUUGCUCAUCUUUGCAUGUGAUUUGAGAGGCCCAGUCUUUCAGGCUUGGAGGAAACUCAAGCCCCGCCAGGCGCUUGGCAUUGGAAUGCUCAGCUGGUCCCCUCCUGGGGCUCAUGUGACCAAGAUUCAGCUAUAAAUAUCAGAGGGGCCCCAGACCAAGACAGAAUCCGGGCUCCAGCAGAAGGCAAAGGGGAUCCAACCGGGUGUUUUGUGACAAAGGCCAGACCCCCAGGUCUGCGUAGAGCGAGACAGCCAGGUGGGCCCCCACCCCACCCCACAAUAUGGAUUAUAAGUCAGGCCUGAUCCAGGACGGCAACCCCAUGGAGAACCUGGAGAAGCAGCUGAUCUGCCCCAUCUGCCUGGAGAUGUUUACCAAGCCGGUGGUCAUCUUGCCGUGCCAGCACAACCUCUGCCGGAAGUGUGCCAAUGACAUCUUCCAGGCUGCAAAUCCCUACUGGACCAACCGGGGUGGCUCCAUGUCCAUGUCUGGAGGCCGUUUCCGCUGCCCCUCCUGCCGCCACGAGGUGAUCAUGGAUCGUCACGGUGUGUACGGCCUGCAGAGGAAUCUGCUAGUGGAGAACAUCAUCGACAUCUAUAAGCAGGAGUGUUCCAGUCGGCCCCUGCAGAAGGGCAGCCACCCCAUGUGCAAGGAACACGAAGAUGAGAAAAUCAACAUCUACUGUCUCACGUGUGAGGUCCCCACGUGCUCCAUGUGCAAGGUGUUUGGGGCCCACAAGGCCUGUGAGGUGGCCCCGCUGCAGAACGUCUUCCAGGGACAAAAGACUGAACUGAGUAACUGUAUCUCCAUGCUGGUGGCAGGGAAUGACCGAGUGCAGACCAUCAUCACUCAGCUGGAGGAUUCCUGUCGAGUGACCAAGGAGAACAGUCACCAGGUGAAGGAAACUUUGAGCCAGAAGUUUGACGUCCUGUAUGCCAUCCUGGAUGAGAAGAAGAGUGAGUUGCUGCAGCGGAUCACACAGGAGCAGGAGGAGAAGCUCAGCUUCAUAGAGGCCCUCAUCCAGCAGUACCAGGAGCAGCUCGACAAGUCCACGAAGCUGGUGGAGACGGCCAUCCAGUCCCUGGAUGAGCCUGGUGGGGCCACCUUCCUCUUGAGUGCCAAGCAACUCAUCAAAAGCAUCGUGGAAGCUUCCAAGGGCUGCCAGCUGGGGAAGAUAGAGCCAGGCUUUGAAAACAUGGACUACUUCACUUUGGACUUGGAAUACAUAGCGGAUACCUUGAGGGCCAUUGACUUUGGGACAGAUGAGGAAGAGGAAGAGUUCAUUGAAGAAGAAGAUCAGAAAGAGGAAGAGUCCACAGAAGGGAAGGAAGAAGGACACCAGCUGGAUGAAUGAGAGACCCUCUAGAUGCAGAGAGACUGGGGAGGGUGGGGAUGGGCCCGGCUGCCUUGGUGACAGGCCCAGGGUGGGAGGGGUCGGGGCCCCCGGAGGGGCAAUGGGAAGGUGUGUCUUCUCUCUGCUCAGAGAGCAGGGACUAGAGUAGGACCCCCACUGCUGUGUCCAGCAGCCACUGAACCGGAGUUGGAAACGUGCUUGAAACAAUCACACAGGACACUUUUCUAUGUUGGUGCAAAAUGAAAUAUUUUGUACAUUUUUAAAAUGUGAUUUUUGUAUAUACUUGUAUAUGUAUGCCAACUUGGUGCUUUUUGUAAAGGAAUUUUUGUAUGAUAAUGCCAGGUCAUUGUGUCACUGGCGACUGUCAGAAAGAAGGGAAGGAAGCCAGGCUGAUGGAGCUGCCCACUUCCUUUCCUUGGUGGGGGGACUGGGUAGCACCCACAGGCCUAGAAAGGGAUGAUGUACUGUAUUUCAGGGCCUGUCCCCAACACACGGGAUAGUAACUGGGUUUGUUAUAUGUUGUUUUAAUAAAUGCACAACGCUCUCUUCCUGUUA